Molecule: messenger RNA, 4301 nt
Organism: Colius striatus (speckled mousebird)
Lineage: Eukaryota; Metazoa; Chordata; Aves; Coliiformes; Coliidae
Gene: GGA3
Product: golgi associated, gamma adaptin ear containing, ARF binding protein 3
Exons: 17
Coding region: 25-2262 (745 amino acids)
Biological process (GO): intracellular protein transport; vesicle-mediated transport
Cellular component (GO): trans-Golgi network
Molecular function (GO): small GTPase binding; ubiquitin binding; phosphatidylinositol binding
Source: RefSeq, a predicted model, not a curated record
GGCGCCUCGGGCCGGGCCGCAGCCAUGGCGGAGGCGGAAGGGGAGAGCCUGGAGUCGUGGCUGAAUAAAGCCACUAACCCAUCUAACAGGCAAGAAGACUGGGAAUACAUCAUCGGAUUCUGUGACCAGAUCAACAAAGAACUUGAAGGGCCACAGAUAGCUGUGAGGCUCCUGGCUCAUAAAAUCCAGUCACCACAGGAAUGGGAGGCAGUCCAAGCCUUGACAGUGCUGGAGGCUUGUAUGAAGAACUGUGGGAGAAGAUUUCAUAAUGAAGUGGGGAAGUUUCGCUUUUUAAACGAGUUAAUAAAAGUUGUGUCUCCAAAGUACUUGGGAGACCGAGUCUCAGAGAAGGUGAAGACCAAAGUCAUUGAAUUGCUGUACAGCUGGACAGUGGCAUUGCCAGAAGAAUCUAAGAUCAAGGAUGCCUACUACAUGCUGAAGCGACAAGGGAUUGUUAUGUUUGAUCCUGUGAUUCCUGCAGACAGAACCCUGAUUCCUUCGCCACCGCCUCGCCCCAAAAACCCUGUGUUUGAUGAUGAAGAGAAAUCCAAGCUUCUAGCCAAACUGCUGAAAAGCAAAAACCCAGAUGAUUUACAAGAGGCCAACAAGCUUAUAAAAUCCAUGGUAAAAGAGGAUGAGGCUCGGAUUCAGAAGGUGACAAAGCGCAUGCACACGCUGGAGGAAGUGAACAACAACGUGAAGCUUCUCAAUGAGAUGUUGGUUCAUUACAGCAAAGAGGACUCAUCAGAGGCUGAUAGGGAGCUCAUGAAGGAGCUCUAUGAAAGGUGUGAAACCAAAAGACGGACGUUAUUCAAGCUGGCCAGUGAGACAGAGGAUAAUGACAGCAGUUUGGGGGAUAUUCUGCAGGCCAGUGACAAUUUAUCCCGUGUGAUCAAUUCCUAUAAAAAGAUAAUAGAGGGGCAAGUGAUCAAUGGUGAAGUGGAUCUCCCUGGGAUGUCUGUAGUGGAAGGGAGUAACUCCACAAGUCAUCUCAACACCCUCAUCGACCUUGCUGGACUGGAUGUCACCAGCACCCCAGCACCUCCAGUGCCCCCCCCAACCCUGGCACCAGCCCCCACGGUAGCUCCAGCCCCAGCAGAGAUCCCCAUUCUCCCACCUCCCCCCCAGGCCUUCCCACACUCGCGGAGCAGCUCCUGCAGCCAAGUGGAACCCGCUCCCUCUCAGCAGAGCAGCACGGCCAACUCCCUCUCCUUGCUGGAUGAGGAGCUUCUAUGCUUAGGCCUGAAUGACCCAGCCCCUGUAGCAGUGAAGGACACCUCAGAAAACAACCAGUGGAGCAUGUUUGAGAAUGACCAGUUGGACCUGGAUUUCUUUAACCCGAAGAAGGUGACUGUUGCUUGCAACCCUGCAGGGAACCCUCUUCUCCCUCACCCAUCCCAGACCCCGUGUGGAACGUCAGUGCCGCUGCCCUCUGCUUUCACAGCCUCUCAGACUGCUCCAGCUCCAAACUCAGCACCCUUUGUGUUCCCUGCGGGGCCUCCUCAGACUAUUGCAGCUGCUCCUGGGUACUUCAGCUCGCCUGGGGGGAGCAAUGUGGUCCAUAAGAUGGAUGCAUUGGGACAACUCCUUGAAGAAGCCAAAGGAACUGCCACCCAAGGCGUGGUGACAGCCUCGCUGUGCCCUGGGGUUACUCUCCCACCUGCCAUCACCUCUGCCCCGUUGAUUGCACCUGCAGGGCCACCAGCCUCUGCCCCUGCAGCCCCUGCAGCCCCUCUCCCAAGCAGUGGCACUGCUGGCUCAGGGAGCCCUCUCUUCCAGCCGACAGCGUUCCAGCAGCAGGGCAGUCCCGCGAAAGCACCUGAGAUUUCUUUGGCCAACGUCCACGUUCCCUUGGAAUCCAUCAAACCCAGCAGCGCCCUCCCGGUGACGGCCUACGACAAGAACGGCUUCCGCCUGCUCCUGCACUUCGCCCGGGAGUGCCCCCCAGGGAGGGCAGACGUGCUGGUGGUGGUGGUCUCCAUGCUGAACACAGCAGCACUCCCUGUGAGGAACAUCGUGCUGCAGGCUGCUGUGCCCAAGUCCAUGAAGGUGAAGCUGCAGCCGCCCUCGGGCACGGAGCUGUCUCCCUUCAGCCCGGUCCAGCCACCCGCUGCCAUCACCCAGGUCAUGCUGCUGGCCAACCCUGCGAAGGAGAAAGUGAGGCUGAGGUACAGACUGACCUUCACACUGGGAGACCAGCCCAGCACAGAGGUCGGCGAAGUGGAUCAGUUUCCCCCAGUAGAGCAGUGGGGGAAUCUAUGACCUUAGGACACUGCCAGAGACUGGGACAGGACCAGGAGAGGAUCCCGCAGGCCUGGGAGGAGUGUGCCAUGGGAAGGGACACACACACUAUCCACUGGUGAUGUUCAGCUUCGUUUCCUUCUCCUGACCACUCCUCUUGUAGCUUUAGUCCAGAAUGUUUGGCCCCACGUUGAAGGGGUCCCGGGACAUCCGUCAAAGCGUGACCUGAGUGGCAGCCAGUAACAGGCAGUGCUGGUCGUGUUUGCGUUUGACCUCUGGGUGAAUCUGGUUCUAUCUUCCACUCUAUUAAACUUGAAGUUAUUGUGUUUUGAGGGGAGCCCUGUCAGCAGCAAAGGGGAUUUAGCUGGCUCGUUCCCCCGCUGCCCAGAGAUCCCUGCGGGGCCGUGACGCCACCGUGAGCUUCCUCGGCGCAGAGCCCUCCGCCCGCUCUCCUCAGACCCUCGCCCCAGGCCGGGCCCACCACGCAUGUUGAGCAAUAACACAGCUCCAUGAGGGAAAUGCUUCUUUUCUACACUGAAAUGGCACUUGGCUCCCUUCCCCUCCCUCCCUCUGCUGCUCCAUGCCCGGGGGCCGCCGUGAGCAGCCCCUCGCUGCGACGCUGCUGUGUCUGUAGUCCUUUAUUCGGUAGCUCCAGCUGCCUCCCUGCCACAUCCAGAUUGGGCAGCUGGGGCUGACUUCUGUGUGCAUAAUGGUUACACUGGUUAUUUUUGCUGCCUUUGGUGCAUUCCAUAGCAUGGGGAAAAGGGGAGGAGGUUAAACGGGGCUGGGAAGGAGGGGCGAGUGGUGGUGGAGGACAGCAGAGAUGUGUGUGGUCACUGAUGGGCUGCAGUGGGAGCAGGAGAGAGGCCUCUCAUGGCCCCUGGUGAUGGCAGUAGGGUUGUUGUAGUUAAAUACCAUGUUUGAGUGAGAUGAGUACAAUGAAAUACAAGGUGUAAAUAGCAGAGCUAUAGGGUAUCUAAAUAGGAACGUGGAAGGCUGGGCAGGGCCAUGGCAGUGCCUGGGCUGGGUUUAAUGCCUCCUUUUGUUUGUUCCCUGGCUGCAGUGGGUAAGUGCAAUUGCCCCAUAAGGGGAAGGCAGUAUUGCUGGACUUGGGUGUUCUGUGCUACCAAGGGACAGAAGAGCUGACCUCUCUAGCUACAGCCACACAAACCAGGCUUCAAUCACCAAAACUCAGUUCCAGCCAUCUCUCUCUCCCUCGAUUUCCAGGCCCAAGCAGCGCCUCAGCUGCCUGAGACACAGGUUUCAAUUAGUGGGGGGUGGGGGGUGAACAUCCCUUGACAAAGGCACAGGGAGGGCAGGGCCUCAGACACUGAGCUCAGGGGUGGGAGCCACCAGCUGAAGCCCUGAGAAAGUCAGUAGAGAGGAGAGCCCUGCCCCUAGUAGGGAAGCUCCAAAGGAGAAGGUGCUGCUGGAACGAGUGGUGGCUGCAAAACACAUCACAAGUGCUGCUGGGACUGACCUGUAGUUGAAUUUUCCUUACUGUGUUGCAAACUAAAAAGCAGUAGAGGUAAAAGCACUGCAGAGUUGGAGGCCUGAGGGCCUCAGCAGAGGAGGCACAAGUACUUGAAGCCUCUGCCAGUGGGAGCAAGGCCUGACCUGCUCUGAAGCUCAGCAGGCAGAAGGCAGGUGAGAGGGAUGGGUGUGUUGGUUGGAUCCUUCAAGAAAGUGGUUUUAGAUUGAUAGACUAAGCUAGGGGACAAGGAGUGAGGGGUUCUGCCUCUGCCAUGGCCCUGGCAGCAGUGCAGAGGCAGCAGCCUGGGGGCUGUGGCUGGAGGCCGUGGGCUCGCUGCAGUGGGUGCAUCUCCUGGGACUGGCAGGGCAGGGGCACACAAGUGCUGGCUGCAGCUUGGCUUUGUGUUCCCAGCAGCAUGGGCCCAGCCCCAGGGGGACAUCCCUGCCUGGAAGUGUGCUGUUUAAAGCUUUGGAAGUGAAACUGAAUGUUGCCUGUGUGCAGGGGGAGGUCCCUGCCUCAGCCCUACUGUACAAACCCCUCCCACACGGUUGUGCUGCUGCAUGUUCAAUAAAUGGUUUUCCCUACC